Rhagoletis zephyria (snowberry fruit fly) is the source of this 731-nucleotide messenger RNA. RefSeq names its product calcium/calmodulin-dependent protein kinase kinase-like. Gene Ontology annotation, cellular component: cytoplasm. The record is from RefSeq and is a predicted model, not a curated record. Gene Ontology annotation, molecular function: ATP binding; calmodulin binding; calcium/calmodulin-dependent protein kinase activity. NCBI's taxonomy places the organism in Eukaryota, Metazoa, Arthropoda, Insecta, Diptera, Tephritidae. Gene Ontology annotation, biological process: protein phosphorylation; intracellular signal transduction.
AUGAAAUGGAACAUUAUCUUCUUGCGGUUUAACUACCAAUAUGUAUAUUGCGGGAAAGCUGCCGAUAUAUGGUCUUUGGGAAUAACGCUUUAUGCACUUGUUUAUGGAAACGUACCAUUUAUUGCAAACUCGAUUCCAAUUCUGUAUGAAAAGAUAAAAGCUGAUCCGCUGGCUCUUAAAGACUCUCCAAGAAUUAGUGAACAGCUAAAAGACUGUAUUUUUAAUAUACUGAACAAAAAUCCUUCCUUCAGGAUUACAUUGCAGCAGUUAAAGGAACAUACUUGGGUAACCAAAGAAGGAAGAUACUCCCUUCCCAAUGAGAGUGAGAAUUGUUGCUUGCUGAAAGUUAGUGCAGAAGACAUGAAUUCUGUCGUGCAGAGUAUUCCGAAAUUAGACACUCUCAUUUUAAUAAAAACAAUGCUUAAAAAACAUUCAUUUGGAAAUCCGUACGGAAGCGAAGGUUUAGCACAAUCAAAACCCUGUGGUAUUGAUCGUUUGGGCCACUUUACGCGGCCUGGGCGCUCAAAUUCAGCACCAGGAUCAUAUACCCAGUAGUUUGGAGACUUCGCUGAGGGAUGGAAGCGAUGGUGCCGAAAAUGUAGUGGGCGAAGCAACUGGAAGUGAGGCUCAGGCAUAGCUAUACAAUAAAACAAAAUUAUAAAACCCUAUUAACUGGUUAUAAUAAAUAUAAAUAAAAUUACCUGUUAUACUAUCCACAUCGAUGGCAUCAA